CGCCGAGGGUGGGGAGGGGAAGGGAAGGGAAGGGGGAAUCGGCACCGCAGCGGGGCGGUGGCACGCCCGCUCCUCCUGCUCUCUCUCUCUCUCUCUCUCUCUCUCUCGGUGUAUGUGUGUGUGGACCUGGACAUGCUGCCAGUCUGAGCCUCGACCGUCUCAGAGGAAGCGCUGCCAAGCCGCGGAUCUCCCGAACUGACUGCCACAGCUGGGUUCAUCCGACCGACGCUGCAGCCAUGGCUCUGAGCCGGGACACGGUUCGCAAUGUCACUGUCCGUGCGGCCGGUGCGCCGCAUUUUCUGCACUGGAAUUACUAGGAGUCAUUCUUUUGCUGGAGUCACUUCGCCAAAGGACAAAACAUUCAGAAAGCUGAAGGUGUUUAGUACGCCAACAACGCAGCGGAAGACCCCCUCUCGAGCUAGCAAAAUGUUCAACAUUUCUCACAAGUCACUUCCACCCAAGAACCCUCAGCCUGAACGACUGGAUGAGGUUUAUGAAGCUUUGAAAAAGGGCCUAAAUGCAUACUUACAAGUUCAUCAGGUGGAACUGGACAGUUUAACAGCCCAGCUCAAAGAUAUGAAAAGGAAUUCCAGACUGGGAUUCCUAUAUGAUCUUGACAAGCAAAUCAAGUCUAUUGAAAGGUUUAUUCGCCGAUUGGAGUUUCACGUCAGUAAGAUUGAUGAACUAUAUGAAUCUUAUUGCAUCCAGCGAAGAUUACGGGAUGGUGCCAACAACAUGGUCCGGGCCUAUUCUACUUCGCAAACCAGCAGAGAAGCAAAGGAGAGCUUGGCUGAAGCUAACAAGGGCUACAAAGAAUACACUGAGAGUAUGUGUACAAUGGAGAGUGAGUUGGAGAACCAGUUAGGAGAAUUCCAUGUCAAAAUGAAAGGACUUGCAGGUUUUGCACGUCUCUGCCCAGGAGAUCAGUAUGAGAUAUUUAUGAAAUAUGGUCGUCAACGGUGGAAAUUGAAAGGUCGCAUUGAAGCUAAUGGGAAGCAAGUGUGGGAUAGUGAGGAGAUGGUCUUCCAGCCUCUGGUUACGGAGUUCCUCGCAAUCAAGGUAACGGAGCUGAAAAGCCUGGCAAAUCACGUCAUAGUUGGCAACGUCUCCUGUGAAACAAAGGAUUUAUUUGCGGCCUUGCCUCAGUCUGUCGCUGUGGACAUCAAUGAUCUGGGAACUAUUAAACUUAGCCUGGAGGUCAUCUGGAAUCCGUUUGACAAAGAUGAUCAAGCAUCUGCUGCAAGCUCGGUGAACAAGGUAGCCACUGUAAACAAACGAUUCUCCACCUACAACCAGAGUCCACCAGAUACUCCGUCCUUGCGAGAACAAGCCUUUUACAACAUGCUGCGGAGGCAGGAAGAGCUGGAGAACGGUGCUGCCUGGUCCAUCUCCUCUGAUUCUUCGGAUGGCUCUUCUAGUCCACAGUUGUCCAUGAGUGUUCGGCAUUCGCCCAAGACACUGGUGCAGCCGGAGAUCCAGGGCACGGUACCUAGGAUCACCAUAACGUUAGCGCACACUGCAGAGGCUCAGUCCGACAGUGCUGUGGGAAGCAGCCAUUCGGACAGAGUGAAAACAGCGGGAGAGACGGAGCACACAACCUGGAACGGAAACGUGCCAAUCUCCAGAACUCUCAGCCAUAUCAGUGAAGCAAGUGUGGAUGCUGUAAUGGACUUGAAGGCCCCAGUGAGCACAGUGCUGGAAGCACAGGCGAUUGCCACGACGAGUUUGGCAGCCUCUCCGCCAAUCCCAGAGGUCAUAUCUGCUCCGGCUUUGCCUGAGGACAGCGUUGAUGCUGCACCGCAGUCUGAGGCUCCACUGGUGAAGUCGGAAAUCCCUCGGGUCCUAUGUAGUCCACAAACUGAGGCUGCUGGUGCUGUCAGGAUAGUGCAAGGUGCUGCCCCCAUGGAGGAGAAAGUCAAAGUCAGUAGCGAGAAGACUAGGCCAGCGGAACCAGUCAAAGUGAAGCCCAUAGACCCAGGCAUUGAGGAAGCUUUGAUGAUAUUAAAUUCCACACUUGAUGAUUAUCGAGGCCAGUUCCCUGAGCUCCAGAAGUUGGAGAUGGAAGUCAAGCAUUUGGAAGAAGUGCUGUUGCAGAAGCAAGGUGUAAACAGGAGCAGAGCCUCGAGCUUCAGCCUGACUGUAGAACACGCACUGGAGAGCUUUGAUUUCCUCAACACAUCAGACAUGGAGGACUCGGAAUUCUCGGAAGAUGAGGCUGAUAAGACUGCAAGGCACUGCGGGAGUGCGCGUGGACUUGCUGCUGGGCCCAGUGAAGCACUGACGGAGGAUACUGGAGUUGGUAGCGGCUCAGAAGGGAGUCCAGUUCCAAUGACAACAGGGAAUGAAUACUUGGACCAGGUUCUCACCCUGCACUUGAAUAACUGCAGCAGACUUCUGCUGCAUCUGGGUAUCUACGGACCUCUACGAUGUCGGGAGAUCUAUGCACUGGACAAGCUUCUGCGAGAAGCCCAAAUUCUAGAAGUGAUCUCCAGACUGAGCGAGGACAAAUCUGGAUACAUAAGCACUGCUGAGGAGGUUAUGCCACUGAUGAAAGACAAAACUGUCUUCUCGUUCUGGACGCACUGUACUGAGAGCCCAAACCUCUACAGCGCCACGGUGGAACGGGUCCUCCAGAAGCUGAACUCUAGUUUUGGCAGCAGAGUGAAUGAACAGUACUCUGGCCCGGCAGAAGCAGUUUUUAUCAAAUUAGUGGAAAGGAUUUUGGACAGAACGUUACCAAAACGUGCCCGAAGCGGAAAUGCAGAGCUGCUGACGAUCUUCCAGUACUUGGGCCACAUUGAGGAACAGAACGUUCCCUCCUUGCCGGCCUACAUCAUGGAGCUGGCAGAGGAAGUAUUCCUGGUGCAGAACCUGCAGUCCUCUGAUAAGGAUGUGGUGCUGAGGGCUCUGAAGCAUCUCUCAGGCAGCCAGCUGCAGAAGGAUGGACUGAAGGCGGUUGGCCUACUGCUGCUGGAAGAGAACACCAAGAUAUGCAACACGGCCGCUUCCCUGUUGAGAAACCUGGCAGAAGACCCUAAGUUCCGUGAGAAGGCCUUGGUUUGUUACUUGGAGCUGCUGGAGAACGAGGACGGACAGCUGAGGAAAGCAGGCUGUACUGCACUUGCACAUCUCAAGGCCAAAGAGAGCAUAGAUCAGUUAGUCUACCUUUGUCAGACUGAUAAAGAAGUCCGUGAUGUUGCAAAACAGACCUUAUUUUCCUUUGGUGAAGAAGGUAAAAUUGCCUUUCGGCAGAUGGAAGAAUCAUUGGACGGUAUGCAGAGGCUCUUGGGGUCGGUCAGCAUGGCUAGCACAGCCUUCUAAAAUAAAAAGGACCUGACUUAAGUAUAAUCGAAAAAUGGCCCGCUUCCUGCUGAAGAGAGUUCCUAAAGCAAGUGGCUUUUAUUGUCAAAGUGUCAAGUAAUCUAAAAGUUGAGCUGCUCCUGAGUUGAACACAGCAACACUCAUAAUCUGUUUGUAAGUUCAGGAGUGAGGCUUGAAGGGAAGUGAAUGGUGCCAUACCAGACUGUUGCUUGCAAUAAUAUCACUUUCUGGGAAUAGUCACGUCACAAUGCCAGUAUUUCACAUGAAUGCACAUGUCUUGACUAAAAAGCCAAAAGCCUAUCCGAAAAGAAGGCCUCCCUGUAAAAGAAUCUACAGCCAAAUUAGGACAAUUUGUGAAAAUGCACUUUGAAUGUUGAGUGAUUGAACGUGUGAAUGAACCACAUGGGACAGGUGGACCUUGAUGAAGGGGCUGUCCUGGUCGACAGAUGUCUCCAAAAGCCACGGCUAAAAUAUUUACACUUCUGCAUGUCUCACUGCUCUGAGGCAGGAAAGAAACGUGCUGCGCCACGUCCAAGUGCCUAGUGUUACGGUGAGGAGCAUACAAGUAUUAUGUGUACAAUAGUUUUUUUUAAUUUAAUGUUGACUUAAUUUGCAGUAAGGGAGAAACUGCAGCAGCAUCAAAUUUGUUUAUUUGUUAUACUAUUUUCCAGAUGGUGCAGUAAAGUUUCAAAAGAUAUACUUUGAUUUUCUAUAUAAAUGUAUUAUGUAAGUAAGAGUGAAUUGUGGAUCAUAAAUAAAGCUUCAUUACAUGCAAUAUUGUAUCAUAUCAAUAAUGUACAU
Molecule: messenger RNA, 4122 nt
Organism: Mobula hypostoma (lesser devil ray)
Lineage: Eukaryota; Metazoa; Chordata; Chondrichthyes; Myliobatiformes; Myliobatidae
Gene: ripor1
Product: RHO family interacting cell polarization regulator 1
Exons: 22
Coding region: 265-3321 (1018 amino acids)
Source: RefSeq, a predicted model, not a curated record